Messenger RNA from Protobothrops mucrosquamatus (brown spotted pit viper), 2315 nucleotides. It is a transcript of the gene SLC45A4, whose product is annotated as solute carrier family 45 member 4. The record is from RefSeq and is a predicted model, not a curated record. Gene Ontology annotation, biological process: transmembrane transport. Lineage: Eukaryota; Metazoa; Chordata; Lepidosauria; Squamata; Viperidae. The transcript has 6 exons. Gene Ontology annotation, cellular component: membrane. The annotation marks the transcript as partial. Gene Ontology annotation, molecular function: sucrose:proton symporter activity.
GUCUUCCUGAACAGUACUACAGCCUCACCUGGUUCCUUAGUCCAAUCCUGGGCCUGAUCUUUACCCCCUUAAUUGGUUCAGCCAGCGACCGCUGCACCCUCAGCUGGGGCCGCCGCCGGCCGUUUAUCCUCGCCCUUUGCAUUGGGGUCCUGAUUGGCGUUGCCCUUUUCUUAAACGGAUCCGUUAUUGGUCUUGCUAUCGGAGAUGUCCCGGACAAACAGCCCAUCGGCAUCGUCCUCACCGUGCUCGGCGUGGUGGUGCUGGACUUCUCCGCUGACGCGACCGAGGGGCCCAUCCGCGCCUAUUUGCUGGACGUGGUGGACAGCGAAGAGCAGGAUAUGGCCCUCAACAUCCAUGCUUUUUCAGCCGGCCUGGGAGGAGCCAUUGGCUACAUGCUGGGCGGCCUCAACUGGAUGCACACCGUCUUAGGCAGCAUCUUCAAAUCCCAAGAGCAGGUCCUCUUCUUCUUUGCCGCCAUUAUCUUUUCCGUUUCCGUCGUCCUCCACCUGUGCAGCAUCGAAGAAGAGCAAUACAAUCCUCAGCAGGACCGGAUGGAUGACGAGGCGGAGACCCUGUCAAGUGUCAAGCUGAGCGGCAGCCUCCCUCCCUUCAACCGUCUCAACGUCAUCAACGAGGAGGACCCUUACGGGAACUCCCUCUUCCCCGACGAGGUCCAGUCCGAACAUGACCUCAACAUGGAGUUCCUUGAGGUGGACAUUGUCCGGAGUAAGAGCGAUUCGGUCCUGCACAUGCCGGAUGCCACCCUCGACAUGGAAUCGGAGCUCCUCUUCCUUCACGAAAUUGAACCUUCCAUUUUUCAGGAUUCGUCCUACCCGGCGACGCCGCGCAGCACCAGCCAAGAGCUCAUGAAGUCCAAAUUCAACCGCUUGUCCGCUUUCCUCAGGGAGAACGAGAAGGAGGAGGAGAUGUUACUUGAGAACCCCUUGACCGAGGCCAAAGUCCCCAACGGGAACGGCUCCCUACCAAAAGAUCUCCUGAAUGGACAUGUCCGGGUGGGCAUAAAGCCGUCGUGCACCUCAAACUCCAUGCGACGGCGACGGCACAUGUUCUACCGCCAGCCUUCUAACACCUUCUCCUACUACGGGAAGAUCGGGUCCCACCAUUACCGGUUCCGGCGGGCCAACGCCGUGGUCUUGAUCAAGUCCUCUCGGAGCAUGAACGACAUCUACGACAUGCAGAAGAGGCAGCGGCAGAGGUGCCGGCACCGGAAUCCGAGCGGCGCCACCAACUCCAGCGGAGACACGGAGAGCGAGGAAGGCGAAACGGAAACCACCGUGAGACUCUUGUGGUUGUCCAUGCUGAAGAUGCCCAAAGAGCUGCUGCGGCUUUGUGUUUGUCACCUCUUGACCUGGUUUUCCAUCAUUGCCGAAGCUGUGUUCUACACCGACUUCAUGGGGCAGGUCAUCUUCCACGGCGAUCCCAAGGCCCCUUCUAAUUCUACCGAACUGCAGGACUACAGUGCUGGCGUCCAGAUGGGCUGCUGGGGGUUGGUCAUCUAUGCUGCUACUGCUGCUGUUUGUUCAGCUUUACUCCAGAAAUACUUGGACAAUUAUGACUUGAGCAUACGAAUCAUCUACAUCUUGGGCACCCUCGGAUUCUCCAUCGGCACCGCAGUGAUGGCCAUAUUUCCCAACGUCUACGUUGCCAUGAUCAUGAUCAGCACCAUGGGAAUUGUCUCCAUGAGUAUCUCCUAUUGCCCGUAUGCACUUCUGGGACAGUACCACGACAUCAAGGAGUACAUCCAUCACAGCCCCGGCAACUCCAAGCGAGGCUUUGGCAUCGACUGCGCCAUCUUGUCGUGCCAGGUCUACAUCUCCCAGAUCCUGGUAGCUUCCGCCUUGGGAGGAGUGGUGGAUGCGGUGGGCUCCGUCCGGGUCAUUCCAGUGGUGGCGUCCGUGGGCUCUUUCUUGGGCUUCUUGACGGCCACCUUCUUGGUGAUUUACCCAGAUGUUGGGGAGAGUUCGAAGGAAGAGCAGAAGGAGCUGGCCCCACCCGGCGCGGCCGAAAGCAGCGGCGGGAACGAGGAGAAGCCCAUGGUGAUCAAGCUCGGCCGCGGGAAGGAAACCGCCGCGCCGGAGGUGGAAGGCGAAUCGGCCGUUUGAAGGCGUCCCGGCCCCCUCAACGCACAUUCCAAGCCAGAACAUCCUUCAAAGCAGAAUUUUAAAUUUUUAGCAGACAAGCCCUGCUGGUUUAAUUUGCAGCAGGGGAUUUUAAGUGGGGGGAGGCUUUUAGGGAGAAAAGGUUCUUUCACGCAAUUGUAGAGCCCAGAGAAUUUUCAGGGCGACGGCUUUCUC